CUUAGCGUUUUAUCUUAUCAAUAUCUUGCUGAAUCUUCCUUUUUUGAAGCUCGCUUUUGAGCUGUAUUCGGGGUGGAAGUGGCGGAUACAAAUGAUCUCGCGCCGGAUGAGCGGAGAGGGAAUAACGGCAACAAGAAUUAUUGCAUCAUCGGCAUACCAUCAUCUCUCGCCUUCAAGGACAACAACUCUCUCAUACCGGUUUCGUUCAUGAGCAUUCUUGGCCAGGUGAAUAUUAGAAAAUAAGAAAUCCCAGAAUCAUUGAAAAUGCUGUACUGCCCACCUAAUGUAACGUUUGACCACAUCUGGGUAAACCAUGGCAUUUCCCAUUGUUUCCUGGAUACUGUCACCUCUGCAGUGUAUGCAGCCUUCAUUCUGCUGUUUGGUACAGGGCAGUGGGUUAUGUAUCGAAAAUAUGCCACUGUCACAGACCAGUAUUUACGGCCCAAGUCAGUGCUAUUUGGGAUGCAGGUCUUUUUAACGGUAUUGAUGCUUUUUAUAGCUAUUGCAAGGCUUACACUCCAAGCAACAGUUAUAGGUGACCAUGUGAUAUAUGGGUACAUGAUUCUGUACUUUUGUUGCAACGUCAUCUGCUGGCCGUUGUCACUUCGUAUUGUGUUCCUGGAGAGGAACUACCUUCUGCCAACAGUCCCUACUAGAGGUCAUGGAGUGGUUCUCCUUGUUUUUUGGACUCUUGUUUUCGUGUCUGAAAAUCUUGCGUUUCUUAACCUACGAAAUGAAGACUGGUGGUUUGACUUGACUACACUUACAGACAAGAUGGAGUUUGUCUUGUUUCUACUCCGUUAUGUAAGUGGCUGCUUGCUUUUUAUUCUGGGACUCAAAUCCCCUGGUAUCUCCACUCUGCGUGACUAUGUGAACUUUGGGGGAACACUCAAUGAUCAAGAAGAAAACAAUGCGCAGUCCGAGAAUCGUAACAACAGUGCAGGAUCAACAUGGCGCAAUGUAUGGAAAAAGUUGCGUUUGCUUAUGCCGUUCAUCUGGCCGAAAAAAAGUGUCCUCUUGCAGUUGAAUGUCAUCUUCUGUAUUAUACUCUUACUCAUAGGCAGAGUCGCAAAUUUAUUUGUCCCUAUUUAUUACAAGAUGAUAGUUGAUGGCCUUGGAGGAAGUGGGGGCACCCCAUAUUUUUGUUGGGACUAUGUCCUCAUUUACAGUGCUCUCAAGUUCCUACAGGGAGGGGGUACUGGAGGAAUGGGUCUACUCAAUAAUGCACGCACUCUCCUCUGGAUAUCAGUGCAACAGUAUACUAGUCGAGAAGUACAGCUCCAACUUUUUUCCCAUCUCCAUAAUCUCUCCUUGAGAUGGCAUUUAGGACGCAAGACUGGGGAAGUAUUACGCGUAAUGGACCGUGGCACCAAUUCAAUUAAUUCCUUACUCUCUUACAUUGUAUUCAACAUUGCACCAACUGUGAUUGAUAUCAUUGUUGCCAUUGUGUAUUUUACCACUGCUUUCAACUAUUGGUUUGGCAUCAUUGUUUUUGUUACUAUGGCAAUUUAUUUAGGUUUUACCAUUGGGUUGACUGAAUGGAGGACCAAGUUUCGUCGAAAGAUGAACUUAGCAGACAAUGAACAGAGAACAAGGGGUGUAGAUUCCCUCUUGAAUUUUGAAACAGUAAAAUAUUAUGGUGCUGAGGAAUAUGAGGUCAACAGGUAUAGAGAAUCAGUACUAGAAUAUCAGGAGGAUGCUCAGCUGCUAUUAGUACCUCAAGGACGAAUUGAGUUUAAGGAUGUUUCUUUCCACUAUUCUCCUGAGAGGCCAAUUUUAAAGAAUAUUUCUUUUGUUGCUGAACCUGGCCAAACCAUAGCUAUCGUUGGGCCAACAGGGAGUGGAAAAAGCACUAUCAUGAGGCUCAUUUUCCGUUUCUAUGAUGUCAUUAGUGGAGCAGUUUUUGUGGAUAACCUGGACAUCAGAGACUACAAGCAGAAUUCUCUACGUCAAGCUAUAGGUGUUGUUCCCCAAGAUACAGUGCUUUUCAAUGAAACUAUUUUUUACAAUAUUCACUAUGGAAAGGUAACUGCACCUGAUGCAGAUGUGAAAGAGGCUGCUAAACAUGCAGACAUUCAUGAGAAGAUUUUAACAUUUUCAGAACAAUAUGACACAAAGGUGGGAGAGAGAGGUCUUAAAUUGAGUGGGGGUGAAAAGCAACGUGUGGCUAUUGCCCGUACUAUAUUGAAGAACCCAGCCUUCAUACUACUUGACGAAGCUACAAGUGCUCUUGAUACACAGACUGAACGGAACAUUCAGGCUGCCUUACAGAAGGUUUGCAAAGAACGAACAACAGUUGUGGUGGCUCAUCGACUUUCUACAGUCAUAAAUGCUGACGUUAUUCUUGUACUAAAGGAUGGAGAUAUUAUUGAAAGGGGAAGACAUGAAGAGUUACUUGGCAUGGGUGGAGUCUAUAGUAAUAUGUGGCAGCAACAAUUAGAAGCUAAUAAUAAUGCAGAGAGCAGUAUGUCCACUGAGGAAGGUGCAACUGCUGUAGAUGAGGCUAACUUGGAACCACCAAAAGUUAUUGUCCAAACUGGGGUCCGCAUACCCCUGGGGCUACGCAACAUAGAUCAUGAGGGUACGUGAACAAACAAGGAACACACACAUACACACACACACAACAGAAACAUCCCAUCAGUGAACAUCAGCCUCAUAUCUCACAUUAAGUUGUGUAAGUAAUUUUCAAGCAUUUUUUUUAUUAAAUCAUCAUUUUUAUUUGUUUAAUAAAUUUGAAUUUAUUGACCAACACUCCUAUAAUGCAGUCUUUUCAUAAUUAAUAUACUAUUUGCAUGAUUAUCCUAAAUAAAACUGAGUUUGGUCAGCCAUGGUGGGCGAGGGGGUGGGGGCUAUGUAACAGUAGGAGAAGGUAAUAAAAGGUACAAUGGGCGAAAAUGUUUGGACAACACUGGUCUCUAUAAUUUUAGAAGUAUUAUGACACGAGAUGUACAAGUGGCGGAUUUUGUCACUUUUAUAUUACAGAAGGAACCAAGGAGAGUUGAAACCAUCUUAAAAGUAAACUACAGCCUAAUGCAAUUGAAAUGGUUCCGUUAGAUUGGUCUUCGUAGGCGACUCCAGAUAGUUAUCUUAAGCAUUACAAGGUAAUGUUCUUCACUGGUAAUACAUAUUGCAGCCAUACAUUAUUCAAGAAUUUGCUGUCAAACUACUGAAGUGCAUUUUAACCCUAGGAAUGGUAAUGAGAUGGUUUGUUAAUUUACAAUUUAUGUAUAUACCUAGUUAGCCCUUUCAUGAAAAUCCAUUGUGAAUUUAAGGUGGGUUGCAUGUUUGCUCCCUGAAAAUAGAGUCAUUUACAGACAUGGCAACAUUUGCUUUUGCUGGUAUGGAAGCUUUUAUUCCAGAUGAAGUUGGGGAGACAGUGUCAAUUCAUCAGUCCUAAAUAGUAUUUUUAGGACAACUGAUGAGUUCUGAAUAGUGUUUUGACGACAACUAAGAUAUCCUGUGAUAUAGGGAGCCAGCACUUAUUUCAUUUCCUAUGAUUGUGGUAAACAAGAAGGGCUCUUGUUGUUCAUGAUUUGACAUUACCUAUUUCAAUGUAAUAUUCAUUAGUUUACAAGAAAAGUUAAUUUUCAGACAAGAUGUUUUUAGUAAGGCAUUAGCUUUUGUAUUUUUGCAAAGUUUUAUUGUCUGUAUUCAUCAAAAAGUCAAUGACUAUAUUUUUUUGGCAGCAGAGCUGCUUGUAUGUUGAAGCAGUACCACCACUCAACCAGUCUUGGGUAUCUUUUUGAACCAGACAUAAUUUUCUUUGGUUAUUAGCUCAUAUUUGCUGCUGUUGUAAGUAAUUUUGCUGCAUAAUGUUGGAUACUUAUAAAUUAAAGGGUGUGGCUACUCUUGCAGUGUUUGUGUUACUUGUAUAUAUUGUAUAUUUUAUUAUCUGUGAAAAUUAGUUUUGCCAUCCUCAUGAACUUCAAUCAUUUUUUUCUAUAUUUCCUGAGUUUUCUCAUACAGAAGAAAUUAUCAAUGCAUGUAAAGCUUGGUUCAGCCAACAGCAAUACCUCCAGUAAAUUUAUUCCUUCUGUUGUCAAGAACCUGCUCAUUGGUUUUGUCUCUGACAGUGACAAUGAGUAAUCCAUACGGGACACUUGCUGGAGUGCAAAAGAUUGUCUACUGGUACCUGAAUCAAGUAUAUUGUUGAACCUAUGUCAGCAGAAAGACAGUGGCAUCCAGGUCAAUUUCUCUGGUCUCGGGGAAUUCAGCAGUGCUUCUCUUGGUGCCUGAAUUCCCAUUCCAUUGAUUCCUGGCAUUUAGAAAGUGUACGUUUUCAUGCAUUAGACCAGGUGGAAUAAGACAUAUCUGACUAUUUUAAGAUAAUUUAGCUUUCUGGUGAAAUUUAUGAAAGGUAUGAAGACUUAAGGCAGAGACCACAUCGUAUGGCCACGAGUUCUCCAUUAGGUUGUUGUCAGUGGUAUGAUCUUAACAGAAAAAUGUAACAACUUUUCAAGGAACACAAUAGUUUUAGUAGCUUCAUCAGUGAUGUAAGAUAGAAAAUACCCAAAGCUCAUUAAUAGUAUAAAGUUUAUCUAGUGUGGGUCACUAAAAAAAUUUGGCCAGAGAGUCAGUUAGUAGUCCUUAGUCAGGAUCCAGUUGAGGAGUUCCCUGCUCUCUAUCCAGUCAUAGCCCAGUCAAGAGUGAUUAUAUUUAGGAUCCAGACAGAAUUGAUGGCACUACCCAAGGAGUGAUUGUACUCCAUUCAGGAAUCAUUUAAGAAAAAAUUCCACCAAAGGCUAGUCAAGACAUCACCAACACCAGUCAGAGCCCAUUAAGGAAUGACUGGCCCCCAUCUCUGACCUUGUCACAGAUGACAAUGGUAAUGUCAAGGUACAGCUUAACCAUUCAGGCCCAAACCAAAAAGGACCUAUUUGAAGUCUACAGUUGUGGACCCUUCUGCAGUGAAAUUGCAUUCUGGCCAUACAACAACAGCUAUAUAAGCUGCAGAGUCAGGGACCCAAUUAGUCUGCAAAUGGAGUACUAUAUUCCUCUGUCUCUUGAAUCCUCCAAAGCCUUACAUUUAAGGCAAGAGGUUAUCUAUAAGCGAUGAUCUUAGGAAAGGAAUUGCUAUAUGAAGAGAACAGUGCCUUCAUGAGUAAUAUCAAGUAACUUUGAAACAUUAAAAAACUGGGAACCUUUUGCGAGAAAAAACUCGGUAACAGCUCACAAAGGACUAGGACUCGUUUCUGCAACACACACUAUACAUUUCCAAGGGCAGCGUCCUGCAGAGAUCCAAAAAGGUCGAGGUAACCUACUUGGACCCAAGUCUUAGUACAGGUACUCUACUAGGCAGUCAUGUUUAGCCUGCUGGAACACUUCCCAAGAGCUAUUGUGAUUCUGUGGCAUCGGUAAUUAACAGCUUUGGAGUUCCUUGGAACUUUCAUAAGGUUGACUAUCAUAUUUGGAGAUUAACUUCCUUACUGGAAUUCCUUUCACAUCUAAUCCAUCCUAUCUGCCUCCUUGACCUUAGGUGAGUCAAAAUAGUUUUAUAUAGAAUUUAAUUUUUUUGUAAAUUAACCCACCUACCAGGCUUCAUUGUCCUCUGGCAAUUUUAUUUAUGAUUUGAUAAGUGAUUGCUUGGCCCAGAGUAGUGGUGAAUGUAUUAGAAAAAUUAAUAUGUAUAUUGGAAGCAUAACUUUAUAAUAAUGCAUGCACCAUGAAGUUCUUUAUUUUAGGUUUCCUCCUUGUAAUGCCCAUUUAAGAGUUUCUCACAGGUUAUCUCUGUGAGUGUGUCAGAUAAAGUUCCUUUACUGUGUAAGACCAGUGCUCAAAGUGUAUCACAACAUUUGUUAAGUUUGUCGGCUCUUUUUGUUAUAAGGUUAGUGAUAUUUUUUUUCCUGGCUGUUUAAGUUAGUAAUAAUUUCAAAAAUAACAAUGUGUGUGAACAUUGUUUCAUUCACUCAAUAUUUUAACAUCCAUCAGGAGUGGUCAGCUUUUGUAUGGGUUUGGUUCUUGUUGAUCUCAGAAUAUGUAAUCGCCUCGGUUUGCAAGUUAUGUCAGUUUAUAUAUAUUGUGGGUUAUAGUUGUAUUUAAUCUGAAUCAUUUAGUAGCAAUGAAGAGUUUGGUGAUCUUUUCUUCUUAAUAACAUAUUACAGUACCUGUAAUUUAAUGUGAUGCUCAGUAACAGAAGAAAUGCAUUGUGUUAUAAAAGUGUACUGUAAUUUAGGAAAAUGCAAUAGCCUGUAGAAAUGGUAUGUAUAUAUAGUUUAAAAUGUCUAAAUAAAAAGUAAUGGUUUUA
This is a messenger RNA of Macrobrachium nipponense, 6244 nucleotides long. RefSeq names its product ATP-binding cassette sub-family B member 6-like (gene Hmt-1). Gene Ontology annotation, cellular component: vacuolar membrane. NCBI's taxonomy places the organism in Eukaryota, Metazoa, Arthropoda, Malacostraca, Decapoda, Palaemonidae. The record is from RefSeq and is a predicted model, not a curated record. Gene Ontology annotation, molecular function: ABC-type heme transporter activity; ATP hydrolysis activity; heme binding. Gene Ontology annotation, biological process: transmembrane transport; heme transport.